Molecule: messenger RNA, 4990 nt
Organism: Bursaphelenchus xylophilus (pine wood nematode)
Lineage: Eukaryota; Metazoa; Nematoda; Chromadorea; Rhabditida; Aphelenchoididae
Source: the annotation of a GenBank genome assembly
AUGGCGUCUAGUCCGAAGAACAGUCCUCAUUUGUUAACAUUAAGAGGUUUGUGGUUUCGGUUGAGGCUUUAAUUUGCGUUUAGUUAUGAGAUUGGCAAGGCCGAAGUUCCAUGAGAGCUGUUCAAUGGGAAUAGAUCCAGCGGACGAGUUUUCGAAUCUUAUAAAUGAAGUUGUCACAAAAGCUCAUGGCAAAGAAAGCAUGGAGGUGCCUUUGAGUGGGUUUUUGAUGGCCCCUCAAACAAUAGAGUAGGUUUUCUUGUAAACUGAUGUGUCAUAAAUUUUAGUAACAUUUACUUGGGCGAAACAUUUACUUUCUAUGUGGCUGUCCUUAACGAAAGCGAUCAGUUAUGCAACAAUGUGAAAUUAAAGGUUUGUUUAUACCCCUUCUGCCUAAAAACUUUUGUUAGACAGACAUACAGACGCAAAGUCAAAAAAUUUCCUUGGAUUGUAAAUUGAGUACCGGAAAGGAUCUUGAACCAAAAAGAUUUGUGGGGAACACGGUAUCACACGAAAUAAAGGAAACUGGGCAGCAUAUGUGAGUGCAUCGAGCAUAAUUAACAUGUUUUUAGUUUGGUAUGUACUGUAACAUACUGCAUCGAGGAGAAGGAGUACUCAUUUCGGAAGUUUUUUAAAUUUCCUGUACAAAAACCAAUUGAUGUCCGUACAAAAUUUUUUAACACAGAAGAUCACUUGGUAAGCAAGCAUUUAAAAACUGACCUUAUUUUAUUGAUUCAGAACAACGAUGUGUAUCUGGAGGCACAAAUUCAAAACUUAUGCGUGAAUCCAAUGAUAAUGGAAAAGGUUGCGCUUGAUCCCUCGGAGUUGUAUGGGCGAAAAGAACUUGUUUCUCAAGACCGGUAAGCACACCGAUUUUUCUCCACAAAAAAUGGAACAAAAAUUUGCUGCAGGGUCACGGUUUUAUCCAGGAAGGUAGCGAAAAUAUUCCGGGUAUUACAGUAUCCCGAUGAUGAAAAUUUCGGUCUUUCGUCAAGAUCUAAAGGUUUUAACCCGGAUCCUCUUCAUUUUAGGAUAGUUUAAAGCGUGGAAUUUCAUAAUCCGUCAAAAUUUUCAAAAUCGACAUAACUUUUUAGAAAACGUCGAUUUAAUCUUUUUUCAGAAAGCAAAUUGCCGUGCGAUAAGCGUAAACUGUCGCGUUCGUACGUAAUGGGCAGAUUUCGAGAUUUUGAGUGUCAUAAAUCCCCUUACAUCUUUUUAGAAAAAGUGUAACUAGAAAAAAAGUAUGAAUUGUAAGUGUAAAUUUUUCAAAAAAAAUGAAACUCUGAAAAAAGGUUCUUAAUUUUGAUGUAACACUGUUAGAAAUGAUGUUAUAUUUUUAAAUUUCUAAUGUCUAAAAAUUUUAAUGUCAGUGUAAAAAUAAAAAGUGUAUACUUUGAAAAUGUGUACUUUUUGAUUUGAACUUGUUAAAAGUUCAAUCUUCAAAACUUUCUUCGACGUUACACAUUUAAAAAAUCCUACACUUACGUUUUUACACUUAGAACAAAUGCCAAUGUAACAUUAUUUCUAAACGUGUUACAUAAAAAUUAACGCUUUUCAAAGUUAAACUUUUUUAAAUAUACACUUGCAAUUCGUACUUUUUCCGAAUUACACUUUUAUUAGGUUGUCCCACAAAUAAUGUCGUUCUUCAAAAGAUUUUUUGUACAAAGAAAUUUACCGUAAUAACGAAGAUAUUUUUGAUCAAAAUAAUCACGAUGUGUUAUACCACGCUAUUGCAACGCGUUGAAAGCAUUUUUUGCCAGUGGCUUUGAAACCCCGGCUUCUGGAGCCGAUUAAAUUUUUGAAGGCCCAUUAAACAAGGUCUUGAUUCAUAAAUUCCCUACCACGGAUCAAACCCAUUAGACUCUUGGAAAGGUAACAAUCUGUUUGAGACAUGCCUAGUGAGUACUCCGGACGAAGGAGAGUCCCGUAUCUCCACUCCUGGAGCGUCGUCUUUACAACGUGGUGUUGCGCAUCGUCGCCUAGGACCUUUGGAAUUCCGCGGCGUGUUUUUAAAGGCAUAUUCUGCCAUAAGCUGUCUAUCUGAAUACAGCAGGACACAGCAUUUACAUUUUGGCCAACUUUCAACGAGCUGUAUUGUGAGAUACCCCUGCUGCACCAUCCAGCAGUGCCCAUCACCUUGUUUAUGGGGGCUCGCUUUGCCAAGUUCCGUGUUGGUACCCUCAGGGGACUCCAUUGGGCACAUCUGGUUGUCGUACAGGAUCUACUCUUCAUCACGGGUCACGAUCCAAUCGAGAAAACCCGGCUCUUCAGAUUGUAAAAGCAACAAACGUGACACCUCCAUUCUGUGGUUCGGUCCAUUAAUAUGGGAAAAAGCUGCCGAGCAUUUUGUUGAAUUCCAUCGACUUCCAACGGUUAGCCGCCGAUUAUUUCAACACCCAGACGAUGUCAGAGACGCGUUGGAUGUUGAUUCUAGGAUAUCUGACGAGUAAUGGCCCCAGGGUAAAUUCAUAAAGUUCGGGUGCCGGACUUUAUCUUUGAGUCCCUCACCGUCAGAUCGAAAUUUUUUGAACCAUUGUUUCACCGUGUUCAGACUCACAUCGGACUAGCCGAACACGCCGUUGAUAUUUUGUGUAACUCCUGUAACUUUUAUACCCUGUUUUUGCUCGUACAAGAUGACGGCACGAAUCGAACUUUUUUCCAUAAUUUUGGAAUGGGGCUAAAUUACUGUAAUUUCAUCCAAAUAUGUCAAAUCUUACCUUGAACGAAACCUUGUGAUCCCGGCUACAAAAUUGUGCAAUAUCGUAAAAUUUUGUUGUUGUUUACGUUUUUUAUGGACUUUGGGCUCUACCCCUCUCGAAAACGACAUUAUUUGUGGGACAACCUAAUACAAAGGUGUAAAAAUAUCUAUGAAAUUCGAACGGGUUCUUGAAAUGCCCAUUAUGGUAUCUGAACGUUAUGGUUUAUGCCCGUUGUAGCACUAUAAUGUUUUAUUGCUUUAGAGAUUCUCCGAUUCAUUUAAAUUCUGGAGAAGUCCAUCAAUAUCUGUUUUGCCUUACUCCCAAUACAACCGAUCAUUCUUUGGCCGAUUUCCGCGGGGUUACCGCCAUUGGAAAGUUAGAUAUGUCAUGGCGAACGAUGAUGGGUGAGCCUGGACGUCUUCAGACGAGUCCCUUGACUCGGGUUUCCCCGUCGUAUGGAGAUAUCAGACUCUUGAUUGAAUCGAUUCCGGGAAAAAUAGAAUUACACAAUCUCUUCACAGUCAGGUGUAAAGUUCUCAAUUGCUGGUGAGUCCUGCGGAUUUCCCAGGAAUGGUCUUCCUUAUGUUUAGCGAGAGAUCUCUGGAUCUAGUCUUGACCGUGGAUAACCAGGAUGAUCGCCCUUUUCUGAUUGCAUCGCUAAGUGGUCUCAGAUUGGGUCAAGUACUUCCAAAUACUUUUGUCCAGUUCUCUUUGGAAGUUCUCCCAUUAAAACAUGGACUGCAGGUGAGAUAAUGGGACUAGGGUAACAAGAGGUGGCAAUCGGGCCAGACCGAAGUAGUCAGGCCGGCCCUGGACCUUUUCAAAUUUGCUUAUAAGGGAAUGGUCUGAACUUCCGCUAGUGUUUGGACCAAACGCAAAACUCUAAUAAACGAAGAAAUCAUUUUGCAAUAAGGGGCGUUAUAGCCAAAACACAAUAAUCGUCGAAAGAAUAAAUAUUUUGGAUGUCUCCGAACCUACGAAGCGAUGGAACGUCGAAGUUAUACUCGUUUGGUCGUAGAGACGGGUAUCCAUACGUUUUUUAAACGGUCUGUACCCCAAUUAGUCAUUGUUUAAAAUUUUUUAUACAGGGUGUUUCAAGAAAUUCCGCGGAAAGUUUUUAUCGAUUUCUUGGCGCUAAGUCACGAUAUCCAAAAAAUUCUUUUUGCAGGAUAAAGAAGAAGAUGGGCGGUUUUUUGCCUAAGAAAAUCAUUUUCUCCGCCGACGCGGAAAACACUGAAUUCGGCAGAGACUUUUGAUCGCUUUUUGGUCAUCACACCCAUCAUAAACGCUUUUUUGUGGGUUUUGACGGUUGAAAUGAAGAUACUUGCUACUUUUUGUGUUUAUCAAGCGUUCGGCGGAGAUAUGGCAGCCGCUGGCCGUAUCUUAACUCAGCUACGACAAGAAAUGGCCUAACGCAAUCCUUAUGGUCUGGCAAGCAUUCUUUGCAGGCAUCGUAUACCCACCAAAAUUUUGUGAUCAAGCCUUGGCUGAAGUUUAGCCAUCGAGGAACCCCAAUAGGUGCACCAGAAAACAACGAAAAAUUUUUUGUUAAAAUUUCUCUUUGCCCUUCUGUUUCAAAUAUCCGCACCAAAAUGACUCUUUUUACCAACGUUGACCUGCUCUAUCCACCUGUACUAGUCAUUUCUCCAAACCCUGUGGGAAGUACAGACCAUUCCCUUGUCAGGCCUGGAAUAGUGAAAGCCCGGUUUACUGUAAACUUUUAUGCUUUCCGGAAUUCUUUUUACGUAUGUAUGUGCGAAAUUAAAACAGUAAGCCAAACGUCGGGAAUAGCCGUGAAGGUAGCCAAAAAGUUGGAUCGUGUUACGGAUUUUCUUUAUCCUAGGAAGUUUGCAACCGUGACAAUACCAUAUGUCUAAUCACAGAUUGCAUAGACAUUUUAAUUUACAUCUCAUCAUCGAGUAAAUGAAUUCUUUUAGUUCACCACCCAAAAGUUCAAACAUGUUUUUGCAACCCUCCGCAUAUUUCGGUGCGAUUUCAUGUAUACAUAAUAAGGAAUUUGGGAGUUUUAAAAACUAAAGUAAAAAGGCUUAAUCUAAUACCAUCCAUUAAUUUUUCAAAAAUGCGUUUUGUUUCGCUCUUUUAGUACUAAAAUUUUUUCGUUUAUUUGCAAAUUCAACCUUAAGGGCCCGACGUGGUAAGGCCGGCCCGAUUGCUACCGCUAGGUGUAAAAUAUGUUUUAGUCUCUGUCUGGCAUACGAAUCACUGAUUCGUAUUUGAAACGGACAUAUGAACUGGAUGAUAUUGCGAAGGUUAUGGUCGUUGAAUCGGCAUGA